CAUAAGCCAGAGACCUACAUCGAGUGAUCAUUAGACUGAGAACUUUGCACUGAAACCUUUACGCUAUACCAAAAUGGUAUUUUCACUCUCCACUGUGACCGUGCUGGUUCCAAUCAUCUCUCUGUUUGGACUUUUCUAUUCUGCAAGUGUGGAUGAGAAUUUCCCCCAGGGAUGCACCAGUACUAGCAGUGUGUGCUUCUAUAGCCUCCUGCUACCAGUCACCAUCCCAGUCUAUGUGUUUUUCCACUUGUGGAAAUGGAUGGGAAUCAAACUGUUCAGACAUAAUUAGUGCUCUGCAGGUUUAACUCCAAAAUGUUUGUAUGAUGUAGAGGUAAAAUAAAAGUCUCUCUGAGGA
This is a messenger RNA of Megalops cyprinoides (Indo-Pacific tarpon), 355 nucleotides long. Its product is annotated as phosphatidylinositol N-acetylglucosaminyltransferase subunit Y. The coding region runs from base 74 to 289 and encodes 71 amino acids. The record is from RefSeq and is a predicted model, not a curated record. The transcript has a single exon. Lineage: Eukaryota; Metazoa; Chordata; Actinopteri; Elopiformes; Megalopidae.